CGCGGCGGAGCUCAGCCUGGGCUGGCGCCUACGAUCCCCGUGCCGCCCACCACGUGAGUGCGCCCUGCGCGCGAGACCGAACUUUGGUGUGCCUCCGAAGUCCCUCUCUACAGCCGCACCCAUGCUUCUGGCGCGAAUGAACCCGCAGGUGCAGCCGGAGCUCGGUGGGGCGGACCCGCUGCCUGAGCAGCCCCUGCGGCCCUGCAAAACCGCGGAUCUGCUGGUGGUGAAGGAGCGCAACGGAGUCCAGUGCCUCCUGGCGUCCCAGGACGGUGACGCGCAGCCCCGGGAGACUUGGGGCAAGAAGAUCGAUUUCCUACUGUCUGUGGUCGGCUUCGCAGUGGACCUGGCCAACGUGUGGCGCUUCCCCUAUCUCUGCUACAAGAAUGGUGGUGGUGCCUUCCUGAUCCCAUACACGCUGUUCCUCAUCAUAGCUGGGAUGCCGUUGUUUUACAUGGAGCUGGCUCUGGGGCAGUACAACCGAGAAGGGGCAGCCACAGUGUGGAAGAUCUGUCCUUUCUUCAAAGGAGUAGGCUACGCUGUGAUCCUCAUUGCCCUCUACGUUGGCUUUUACUACAACGUCAUCAUUGCCUGGUCCCUCUACUACCUCUUUGCAUCCUUCACCUUGAACCUGCCCUGGACCAACUGUGGCCAUGCCUGGAACAGCCCCAACUGCACUGACCCGAAACUCCUCAAUGCCUCGGUGCUGGGAGACCAUACCAAAUACUCCAAAUACAAGUUCACGCCGGCUGCAGAGUUUUAUGAGCGCGGUGUCCUUCACUUGCACGAGAGCAGUGGGAUCCAUGACAUCGGCCUGCCCCAGUGGCAGCUGCUGCUCUGUCUGAUGGUCGUCAUCAUCGUCUUGUAUUUCAGCCUCUGGAAAGGUGUGAAGACGUCGGGAAAGGUUGUGUGGAUCACAGCUACUCUGCCUUACUUUGUGCUAUUUGUGCUCCUGGUCCAUGGGGUCACACUGCCUGGUGCCUCCAAUGGCAUUAAUGCCUACCUGCACAUCGACUUCUACCGCCUCAAAGAGGCCACGGUAUGGAUCGAUGCCGCGACUCAGAUAUUUUUUUCCUUGGGGGCUGGGUUUGGAGUCUUGAUUGCCUUUGCCAGUUACAAUAAAUUUGACAACAACUGUUACAGGGAUGCCCUGCUGACCAGCACCAUCAACUGUGUUACCAGUUUUAUUUCCGGGUUUGCCAUCUUCUCCAUCCUUGGUUACAUGGCCCAUGAACAUAAGGUCAAAAUUGAGGAUGUUGCCACUGAAGGAGCUGGCCUUGUGUUUGUCCUGUAUCCAGAAGCCAUCUCCACUCUGUCAGGAUCCACGUUCUGGGCUGUCCUGUUCUUCUUGAUGCUUCUGGCUCUGGGUCUGGACAGCUCAAUGGGAGGCAUGGAAGCAGUCAUCACAGGAUUGGCGGAUGACUUCCAGGUCCUGAAGCGACAUCGGAAACUCUUCACCUUUGGUGUCACCAUAGGUACCUUCCUUCUGGCCAUGUUUUGCAUAACCAAGGGAGGGAUUUAUGUCCUGACUCUGCUGGAUACCUUCGCGGCAGGUACCUCCAUUCUGUUUGCUGUGCUUAUGGAAGCUAUUGGAGUUUCCUGGUUUUAUGGUGUGGACAGGUUCAGCAAUGACAUCCAACAGAUGAUGGGCUUUAAGCCAGGCCUGUACUGGAGACUGUGUUGGAAGUUCGUCAGCCCCGCCUUCCUCCUGUUUGUCGUGGUGGUCAGUAUCAUCAACUUCAAGCCGCUCACCUAUGACGACUACGUCUAUCCUCCGUGGGCCAACUGGGUCGGGUGGGGCAUCGCCCUCUCAUCCAUGAUCCUGGUACCCGCCUAUGUCAUCUACAAGUUCUUCAGCAUUCGGGGCUCCCUUUGGGAGAGAGUGGCCUACGGCAUCACGCCGGAGAAUGAGCACCACCUGGUGGCCCAAAGAGACGUGAGGCAGUUCCAGCUGCGGCACUGGCUGGCUAUCUGAGCCUGACCCCGAGGAGGAGGAACCC
Messenger RNA from Chionomys nivalis (European snow vole), 2000 nucleotides. It is a transcript of the gene Slc6a2, whose product is annotated as solute carrier family 6 member 2. Gene Ontology annotation, biological process: dopamine uptake involved in synaptic transmission; sodium ion transmembrane transport. The record is from RefSeq and is a predicted model, not a curated record. Gene Ontology annotation, molecular function: norepinephrine:sodium symporter activity; dopamine:sodium symporter activity; neurotransmitter:sodium symporter activity. Gene Ontology annotation, cellular component: neuron projection; presynaptic membrane; neuronal cell body membrane. The coding region runs from base 122 to 1975 and encodes 617 amino acids. Lineage: Eukaryota; Metazoa; Chordata; Mammalia; Rodentia; Cricetidae. The transcript has 15 exons.